Etheostoma cragini (Arkansas darter) is the source of this 1688-nucleotide messenger RNA. Its product is annotated as putative protein MSS51 homolog, mitochondrial. Lineage: Eukaryota; Metazoa; Chordata; Actinopteri; Perciformes; Percidae. The coding region runs from base 234 to 1388 and encodes 384 amino acids. The transcript is spliced from 7 exons. The record is from RefSeq and is a predicted model, not a curated record.
UCGUAUCCCACAGUCAAGGUUGGGUUGAUUUUCUUGCCAUUAAAUUGUGUACAUAUAUGUAGUUUUUGUCAAGGCAGGAAGUGUCUGGAGGGGUCCGGAGUUGUCAGAACUUUCUAGAAGGGAAAGCACAGGUGCUAUAUGUGGCCCCAGCAGCAGACCCCCACACAGGCCGCUCAGAUAACACACCAGAGCAGAAGAAGAGACUGUGAACAGCGCGUGAGACUCAUUAACAAAUGACGGAAACUAAGAGAGCUGGUCUGGAGACCAAGAGUAAAGCCAUGGCCUUCCGGUCUCAAAAAGAGAUGUUUGAGAAGAUGGAGGAAUCUUUUCAAAUCUGUGCCUGUUGCGAAAAGAAGCCAAACCAACUUUCCAACCCACAGAGUCUGAAGCGUUGUGGCAGAUGUCUAAAUGUUUACUACUGCUGUAAAGACUGUCAGAAGGAGGACUGGCCCAAACACAAGAAGUUCUGCCCACAGCUGCGUCUGGCUGCCAUUGACAGAGUUGUUGAAUGGCUUUUAUAUAAAGGAGAUCUUCCAUUCCCAACAGAGAAAUGGUCAAAGCCCCAGUCUGAGGUCAAAGGCUGGGACGACUGGCUUGCGAUGCAGGGAGGUCUCACUGCUCACCUUGAUCCCAUUUUAAAAGGAGCAAACAUGAAAGACUUGUGGACCAAUGCUGGCAGGUCUCCGCCUGACGAUGAGGACCUGAAGCAGUCCCUGUGGAGGGUUUGCAGCGAGUUCUUCUCCAGGCCGCUGACCAUAGCCUGGGGGAUGAGGCUGUUUGGCCUGAACCCUUAUUCCAAACCUCUCACUUUUCACCUGGUGGGAGUAGGCCAGAGUGAGACUAUGGCAGCCAGACUGACAGACUAUGAUGAGCUGAACAAAAUGUUCCCUGGACACCAGGGUAUCAGUAUAGUCAUGGUGGGACCAGAGGUGGUGGACGGCCCCAUCAUGAGGCCUCCUCUCCAUGGGCCUGGCCCCAAGCAGCGGGUCUACAUCAGCGCCUACAAGGGCCUCUACCACCAGUUCUGGGAGGAGCUUGUGGAAAAAGAGGAAGCAGCCAAGCCAGACCUGGUGGUGGGGUUUAAUCCUGGAUUUGAUGCAAGUCAGGGCCUGGACCAGGGUUGGCUUCCCACACUUCUGCUCCUCAGGGAUUAUGAGAUUCCUUCCCUUUUCACUGCUCUCAAUGAGACAGAGAUGACCUACUCGCUGCAGAUCCUGUUGGAGUUGGAGAUGGACAUGAAGGGAAGCGGAGCGUGCCCCUUUGCAUCGCUGAAACCAGAAGUGAUGGGCUCGUGUCCCAAUAAGCCUGCUGUCUACUGCAACUCCCACUACUUCUGUUUUCAAGGUCUGCUGGAGAAUGUGGAGUUUGAGGAACCAGAGGAGGCCUGAAGGUUCACACACACCAUUGUUGUAUUGGACGAUGAGGCAUUGUUUGUAUAUGCCUGUUUUUUUUUCUUUCUUAAAAUUAAAUGAUGUAAUGUUAUAAAAGUACAAUGCAUACUGUAUGUUUUAUUGUUAAAAGGUUAGUAUAAUUAUUCUUUUGUUUCAACUGUGAAUGUUGGCUAUGACAUUUGCAUUCUCUAUCUUAGUGUAAUGGCAUAUAACUGCCAUAGUUGUGUGAUUUGAAUAUACUGUUUCAGAACUAUUGUGUUAGCAGAGAGCAAUUUAAACUUUGUAGUAACAGUCAAA